UUAAUCGAAGUAUUAAAGUUCGGUCUUUUAAGAAGCAAUAAUAUUUAAAAAGUGCCAACACUGCAACUGAUCAUUUAUAUUUAUCACACCCUAGGUGUUUGUACACACGAAAGACUUGUAAUAGGUCAGGAGUCGUUAUCGUAAGCCAGAUUAGUCAUUAGACAUUUAAUUCUGAAAGAAUGGAAAUUGAAAGCAAAACUACUAUUUUGGAUCUUAACAUGGACGUGUUGGACAUAAUAUUCAGCAACUUCUAUUGGGAGAAGGACAAGUUAAAUUUCGCUAAAGCUCAUAAACAUCUGAGUGCAGCAUUUGUACAUCACAGUCGAAAGCAGUAUAAAGAAAUCUGCACAUUGGACACAGACUGGCCAUUUAUCUUAGAGUGGUUUGGCACAAAGGUUUUAUCUCUGAAGGAUGAAAGUUACCAGUACGACAAUUUUAACCAAACAAAUCAAAUGCUGGAACUUGCUGCAAAGUACUGCCCAAAUGUGGAGGCUAUAGAAUUUCUAAUCUCCGAAGAAAAUAUGAUGAUCAUAGAAAAUAAUUUGGAGAAACUAAAGAAUCUUAAUUAUGUUAUAUUAAACGGAAAACCGCCUUCAAUAAAUAUUAAAAAUAUUUUUGAAAUCCUUAAACAGUUGCCGAAGUUAAGAAGAAUAGCAGUGUAUAAUUGGAGUAUCAGUUAUUUGGCACCAAUGAACAAUUUAGAGUACAUAGAGCAUUUAGAGUUCUCGGACCUGGACGAAGAUGACAUUAGCGUACUUUCCAAUCUUUGGAAAAAUCUAAAAUGCUUAAGAACACAUGCAUAUCCGAGUACACUUAACCUGUUGGCGAAACAUUGUACGCAACUGGAGUAUCUCAGAUUGUGGGCGUACAACGACUGCGAAAAAUCAAUGUUCCCAUAUUUUCCAAAAUUAAAGCGCCUAAAAAUAUUUUCAUGUGAUGAAUACAAUGAUAACGGUGCAUAUUUUCAAACUUUACACGGAAAAUACAAUAGUCAACUGGAGACACUUGAAUUUCCUAAAGGCUACAUUGAUACGGCAAAGACAGCUAAGCGCAUCGCUAAGCUAAAAGCUGUGAAGACACUAUGCUGUCAAUAUAUGGAGUCGAGAUGUAUAAGAUAUAUAGCUAGAAUGCCGUUAGAGAAAUUAAUAAUGCAUAAGCUUGAAGAAAAUGAUCUUUUAAUAUUACUACGCGAGUGCAAGACACUAAGAUUGCUUCAUCUUGAUCGUUUAAAAUUGGAAAAAGACAGUCUUUACACUUUAUUGGAUAUUUUAAAAUCGAAUGGGUUUCAACCGGAAAACCCAUUUGUACUUUGUUUAGAUUGUAAACAAUUACGUGCAAGCAUAAUACAAAAGUUGACAUUGUGUUCUAAUAGAACGUUAUUGGAUAUUCAAGAGGCAUCAUUUAAUCUCAGUUGUCGAUAUUAAACCUAUGGAUAUUAUUAUACAAUUAUUUUUAUUGGGGAAAACUCGAAUUUGAUUUAAAACAAACAAACAAACACUUGUUGCAUUUAGGGUGGCACCAAAUAAUUUCGUUAGAUGGCGCUAAAGUCUUGUCAGCUGUAAACUUUUUGAUUGCUAUCGACUAAUGUCAUCGACAGUGGCAUUUUAAAACAAUCUUUGUAUAAACUUUCGAUAGCUGAUUCAAGCAAAUGUAUCGACAAUCGGUAGUGCGAUAAAGAAAAAACCUUUGUUUAUACUUUUCGCUUUUUUAAUUUAAUACAAAACUGCAUUUUAUUAUUUAAGUUAUGUUCACUGCAAUAACUGUAAUCACAUGUGCCUUUCAAAUAUAAAGUCGUAUUUAUAAACGUGCCGAUUAAUUAAUUUACUGAUUUUGUAAACUUUUACAAGAGUCUCACACCCGACUGUCAGUAAGGAAUUAUAAACAUUUGGAUGACUUUUGCAAUAAAUUUGUAAUGAAAUAAUGAUGAGCAAAACAACUACCAUAUUAGAUCUGCAUACCGAAGUGUUGGACGUCGUCUUCGGAGAAUUGCGUCAGCUCAAAGAUAAAGUGAAUUUUGGUCGUGCUCAUCCGUUUCUCCGUGAAGUAUUUAUAUAUCACAGUCGGAAUCGGUUCAACAGAAUUUCACUUCAAGCUAUAGAAAAGAAUGAGUUGUCCUUUGUUUUGAAAGGGUGUGGUACAAAAGUGACUUCAAUCACUUGCGAGAACGGCAAUGGUGAACUGACCGGAGAGGCGGUCAAGCUUGCAGGAGAUUACUGUCCUAAUUUGAAGAGCUUGGAUAUUUUGAUAACAGCUGAGAAUGUUAAUAUUUUAGAAGAGAAUAUGAUAAAACUGCAAAAUCUUGAUGAAAUUGAAAUAUAUAGUCCAAAAUCAUGUUCUGAUGUUGAUGUUGAGAACUUAUUCAGAACUUUUCAGCAGUUGCCGAAGUUGCAAAGUUUGUUAUUGAAUAUAUACGAUUGGAAGAUAAGUAAUUUAACGCCACUAAACAACUUGACACAGUUGAAAUAUUUGGAUAUUUGCAUUCUUUGCGAACCGGAGGAUGUUGACAUCUUCAGCAAUUUAUGGGAAAAUCUAACGAGUUUACUAAUUAACACUGAUGCAGAGGUUUACAAUAUUCUAUCUGAACUUUGUGUAAACCUGCAGGUACUUGAUAUGCGGAACUUUUCCGAUCCUGAUAAGGAAGGUAUUGGAUAUUUUCCAAAACUAAAGCACCUGUAUUUCGAUUACUUGGCAGAAGAAGUGGAUGGGUUCGGUUUUUAUGCUUCAAUGUUAAGUGAUAAAUACAAUAACCAACUAGAAAGCCUUGUUUUUUACAAAGGCGAAAUAACCACUGUGGAACAAGCAAAGCGGCUUGCAGACCUAAGAGCGCUUAAAAAGAUGAAUUUCUAUACUAUUGCUUCGUGUUGUCUCAAGUAAAUAGCUAAUAUACCGCUGGAGGAAUUAGUAAUAGGGAAGAUUGAGAUGGAAGACCUGCUGAUAUUUCUGAGCGAGUGUAAGACCCUCAGAUGGUUACUAGUCGCUUGGAUUCUAAAACCAGAACAAGAUUUUAUUUAUAAGCUCUUGGAUAUUUUAGAAGCAAAUGGCGUUCAAUCUGAAAAGCCGUUCAUUUUGAAAGUUGACAGGUUUUAUUUUGACCGCGGUGAAAUUAUCAGGCCACUGGUGAGUAUAAACAACAUC
Molecule: messenger RNA, 3135 nt
Organism: Drosophila innubila
Lineage: Eukaryota; Metazoa; Arthropoda; Insecta; Diptera; Drosophilidae
Exons: 5
Coding region: 1921-2874 (317 amino acids)
Source: RefSeq, a predicted model, not a curated record